AUGAGUUUUCGUAUCACUUUGUACAAACACUAUUUGAGUGCUUUCUCAAACAAUAUAACUCUGCAAAGAAAAUUCACCAGAUCCUUAGCAAGUACAGCGCCUCGAAAUGAUAUUUUUAGUUGGUUAUAUUCAAAGAAGAAUGCCAAAAAGUCUAUUCCAAAAGAAGAAAAAGAUACUAAAAAAAUAAUGAAACAAAUUGAAGAAGGUAAAGAUACUGAUAGGGAUGCCGAUUCUGGGGAGCUUUUGUUUUUAGAACUGAAACCAGAGAACUUCAUUGGCGAAGAUCAGGGUAUGAUCGAUUCUAGAAUACGAAAGGAAAAUAAGAAGCCAAUACUAACAACUUCAUGGCUAUCCAAACAUAAAGUUAAAAAUGAAAAAGCAUUUGAUGAAAUUCUAUUGAGCUGUUAUAAUGAAACCUUCAACAAAGACAUGAAAAAUAUUACAGACACAAUAUUAACUGAUAAUUUCCCAGAUUUGUCUACAAAAUUCAAUUUUUCUAAAGAGAUACAAAAAAAAUCUGGCUAUUUAAUAUCUGACUAUAACGUUACCCUAUUUAAUUCUCCUGUUGACUUUAGAAAUUAUUUUAGAACAGAGGUUUUUUCUGGCAAAUUAGGAUUAUUUAAGGAAUCUGAGCCAAAUGCUAUACACCUAAACUCUAAAUCAUUUAAUUCACCAAACAUUUUCGUUCAAUCUGAUGUUACCUUUUUCAAACAAAAAAGAAAUAUAAAAAGAUUGUGGAGCAAGUUUCUCAAUUAG
Messenger RNA from Henningerozyma blattae CBS 6284, 756 nucleotides. RefSeq names its product mitochondrial 54S ribosomal protein mL50 MRPL13 (gene MRPL13). The transcript has a single exon. The coding region runs from base 1 to 756 and encodes 251 amino acids. Gene Ontology annotation, cellular component: mitochondrion. NCBI's taxonomy places the organism in Eukaryota, Fungi, Ascomycota, Saccharomycetes, Saccharomycetales, Saccharomycetaceae. The record is from RefSeq and is a predicted model, not a curated record.